Molecule: messenger RNA, 1470 nt
Organism: Lodderomyces elongisporus
Lineage: Eukaryota; Fungi; Ascomycota; Pichiomycetes; Serinales; Debaryomycetaceae
Exons: 1
Coding region: 1-1470 (489 amino acids)
Source: RefSeq, a predicted model, not a curated record
AUGUUCACCUCCGUCACAAGAAGAGGCUUUAUUACCACCGGCUCUUCAAAAAGGUUGAUUAGAUUCCAGUCAACUGGCGGUAGCGGUAACAACAGCAACAAUGGAAACAGUGGAAACAAUGGAAACAAUCUGAAAAAUUCUCCUAUUGACUUCAACUUCAAUGAUUUGUUCAAGAGAAUUGAUAAGGCCUCUAUAAAGGCAGCAGAAAUCAAAGCUGAAGCUCAAGCUAAACGUCAAAAGUCAAGAGCAGAACAACAGCAGCAACGCAAGAAAAAUGAAGGAGUGAAUGCUGCCGGAGAGCGCCAAACGACAAAUUACAAUUUUAAAAACAAAAGUGGUAAUAACAAUAAUAUCGACAACAAUGGCACUUUCCAAAGUAAUAGAAGAAGAAGAACAGUCCAACCUCAGAACCAAGGUCCUCGUGGACUGAGUCGAAAUGGCGAAGGUAUGGCCACUGCUGGUGAAACCACCCAAUAUAAAAAUCAACCACGUCAGCGUCCUUAUAGAUCUGAACAAAAUCCUGAUAAAUCCAAAUCUUUUGAAGGAGAAAAUCAAGCGCAGGAAAAAGGUCAAAGUCGAUAUUCUGUCGAGGGAAGUUACCAACAACAGCAACAGCAACAGCAACAGCAACACUCAUUCCGUGAAAAAGCACCUCGCGCGGGAAGUGACUCAUUUUCCAGUGCUUCACAAGUUUAUGGUGAACGUGCAAACUAUAACACUUCACCACGUACAUACGGUGAUGCUGACAGAGAACGAGGUUUUUCCACUCACAGACGUUCCCCAAGAAGACUGAGUGCUACAAAUGCAUCAUUUGGUAGAUCAAGAAGAGAUGCUGGCGGGGAAAGACAAACCACCGUGCGUCCACUUGCUAAUAGAAUCCCCAAGGCAAAAAGAGUGGAAAGAACACCAACUGGUUUUAGAGUCACUUACGGACCUGGUAUUACUAGGGAGAAUUAUGGCCAACCACCAGCACAAGAAAUUGUGUCAAAGGAUUUGGACUCAAAAUAUCUUAAACCAGAGAUUAAGCCCGAACACUUUUUUUAUGGUAAGUCGCCAAGUAUUAUUACCUCCUCAGUAAAAACAAGAUUAGCUUCGAUUGCCAAAAUGACCUUGAUUGAUUCCAAGUAUCCAUACAUGUUGCCAAAGGAAAUUAUUGCCAAGGCACCUACGCAUUCUACAAACAAGUUCAUUUUGAGAAAGAACUGGAACGUUGAGCCUGCUGUUGAUGUGCUCAGUAGAAGAGUCAACACUAUUGGUUUGGGUAAGGCUGAGUCUGUUAAAAUUGAAAGUGAUAAAAAGAAUUCAUCAGUUCUCUUGAAGGCUGCACAUGAUAUCAAUAUCAAUGGAAGCUAUACUCUUGAACAAAAGCAAUCGUUGAUCAAUACAGUUGCUGCAUUGGACAAGAUCAAGAAUGUAUUUGACGGUGCUCACUGGAAAAAGCUGGGUGCAGCAGCAACCAUCAACCAAUAA